AUGACUGCCACAGCCCCGUGCAUUACCGUCUCAACUAGUUCGCCGGCCAACACACCGGCCGCAUCGAGCACCAACCAAUUGGAUGGAUGGUAUGCAGCGCAAUUAUCGCGCAAUGCAUCUGUCAUCUCGACGUCGUCGUCAUCAUCAGCCUCGUCGCUGCGAUCAUCUUCGCGUGCACGUUCUCCCUCUCGUCCCCCGGUCUCGCCCUCCACUCCCCGUGGUUCGAGAGCACCUCCACCAGUAUGGGUUCCCAGAGAGCUCGGCCGCGCAGACAGCGACGACGACAGCGAUAGCGUAUUGCCAGCUCUUGCUCCUCCAUCUUCUCGCCGAGGCUCGGAAUCUCGUAUCCGGGCUCAGUCUCGCAAGGGCUCAGUCAGCACAGUCCGUCGAUGCGAGCAGCCUGAAACACCCAUCACCUCCCACUCUCGAGGUCCAUCGCUGUCUGAAUUCGCACCUCCUGCCAGCCCGAAAAGUCCACCCGGUCUGCUUGCUGGGAGUCCCAAGAUCAUUCCACGUGCUCUUGUCGGCCCUGGAAAACGCAGCCGAGUUCCAAGUACGGCAUCGAGCGCCGCUGUAUUGGCUGGCCAGCUCGAGGUUGUCGGUGGUCCAUCCCAAGUUCAGACGAGUUCCAGUCUCAACCCCAACGUACCAUCCGCUGUCUCACGCACAGCAGCACCAUCUCCCACUCCUCCACCCACAGGACGUAAACGCCGCACCCAAUCCACGUCAACAACCAAGGCUCGGUCACGUUCCACUUCGGCCGCCCCACGUCAGCGACAGGCCGUCAGCGCCGCCGAUUUCGAAUUUGGUCCCGAACUGGGCAGUGGAAGUUAUAGUACCGUCGUCAAGGCAUGGCUCAAAGGCAAUACUGGCGCAAACAGCUCGAGUGCACCAGGCGUUAUGGGUGGAAUAGCAGGCGUCUAUGCCGUCAAGGUUUCUGAUAAGCAGUAUCUCAUCAACAAGGGCAAGGUCAAGUACGCCAACGUCGAGAAAUCCGCCCUUGCCCUCCUCGGUGCGGGAAACCAGCAUCGCGGCACCCAGGCGUUGUCAAAUUACACUGGACGUUCCACGAUCCUACCAGUCUCUCUUGUGCCGACAAGCCAGGCACUUCAAAUCUUGUUUAUGCUAAACGCGAGGUGUUCCCGCCAAUAG
Molecule: messenger RNA, 1152 nt
Organism: Rhizoctonia solani
Lineage: Eukaryota; Fungi; Basidiomycota; Agaricomycetes; Cantharellales; Ceratobasidiaceae
Exons: 6
Coding region: 1-1152 (383 amino acids)
Source: RefSeq, a predicted model, not a curated record